This is a messenger RNA of Fusarium subglutinans, 675 nucleotides long. RefSeq lists its product as uncharacterized. Bases 1 to 675 code for a protein of 224 amino acids. The record is from RefSeq and is a predicted model, not a curated record. The transcript has a single exon. NCBI's taxonomy places the organism in Eukaryota, Fungi, Ascomycota, Sordariomycetes, Hypocreales, Nectriaceae.
AUGGCUUACCGACAGGACGAUCAUGGCCGAACACCGCUCGCAUCUGACAGCCAGGCCAACAACGAUGCUGCUUAUGAGGAUUACAUGAGACGCUACCGAGCCCGAAAUCCCAACUCAAACUGGGAACCCAAGACGCGAAGGAUGGUUUGGCCAAUGUAUAACCCAACGCCUUGGCUAUCGCCUACUUCCCCUGAACACCCUCUCACUCCUUUUAGCGAGUGGUACUUUGAUCCUUUUGUAGUUUCUGAUGGAGACCGCGUUGUGCCGAGAUUACCCAUGCCACAUAAAUCCCCAAGAGUCGAACCUCAAAGGCUAAACCCUAACGAAAGCCCGCAGUUGGAAUACGUUGCCGGUGAAGGAUACAGGCAAGUCGAACCAGGUACCCGUUCGGGAGCUAACCAACAGCACUACUUGAGGAGAGCGAAUGAACAGCGGCAGGAAAACGAGCAGCGGCGGGGAAACGAGCGUGGGUUUUUAAGGGAUGUACAAUCUGAAGUUGGCAGGAAUAAUGUAUUUCCUCAGGUUAGCAGAAGCUAUCAGGUCGACAGAAGAGAGCCUCGAGAUGCCAGAAUGUACCCUAAUGCUAAUGCUCGAGCUCCUAUUCCUGAUAAGUGGACUGCGACACCAGAAGCAAGGGAGCGGAUGGACAACGUACAACGGGGAUUGAAUCUUUGA